AAUGGUAAUUCGAGUACUCUUUUUAUCCAAUCAAGACUGCUGUGUCUUUCUUCCUUGUUUGGUUUCAUUGUGCUCUCUUUUGCAUCUCACAAUCCAAAAAACCCUAAUUGUGAAUUGAAUUGAAUUCACCGUCGCCUUAAAUUUUUGGUUCAUUUCUUGUUCCAAACUCCCAUUUUACUGCAUCUUUUGAUUUUAUGGGUUUCAGAUAUUUCCCAUGUUCUCACUGAACUAGUUGCUUUUCUUCAUAAAUACGGUCUGCAUUUCACAAGUAUCCAGUUUUUGAAUUGGGGUUGUAAAUCUUCAUUGAAUUUCAUCAUUUGUUGUCCUCUGGUUUAUUUUUGUGAUACUUAUCUGAAGGUGCAGCUCACUUGGCUACUUUUGGUGUCUGUCUCUUUCUGUUCUUACUAGCUCUCUGGUCUGACAAAUCUGCUUCCCAUAAUUUUAGCCUACAAAUUAACCAGUCACCUCUUUUGUAGAAAUUGUUCAGAUCCCAAUUUCUAGAAUUAUUAUGUAGAAUUCCAUGGCCAUGGAAAUGGGUAUUUUAGGUUAGAAUUUGGAGUACUCUUGUAGGUUCAUUUUCGGGUUCUUCCUGUUGCUGAAGCACACCAUAACACCUCUAGCAAGUGUAAAUGUCAGCUGAUAAAUCGGACGAUAGCUCCGCGUGGAGUAGAGACCAGGAUAAGGCAUUUGAGAAUGCCUUGGCAACUUAUCCGGAGGAUUCUUCUAAUCGGUGGGAGAAAAUAGCCGCGGAUGUUCCAGGGAAAUCUUUGGAAGAGAUUAAGGAUCACUAUGAGCUCUUAGUUGAUGAUGUUAACCGGAUCGAUUCUGGCUGUGUACCUCUGCCUCCCUAUAAUUCCUCCUCUGACGGUUCGACAAGUCAUGCUGGUGAUGAAGGAACUGGUAAGAAGAGUGGGCAUUCUGGGCAAUUGAAUAGUGAUUCCAAUCAUGGAGGCAAGACUUCAAGGUCAGAUCAGGAGCGCCGCAAAGGGAUUGCUUGGACAGAGGAAGAGCACAAGUUAUUUCUUCUCGGUUUGGAAAAAUAUGGGAAAGGUGAUUGGCGAAGUAUAUCCCGACAUUUUGUGGUGACGAGAACACCUACGCAAGUGGCGAGCCAUGCACAGAAGUACUUCAUUCGUUUAAAUUCUAUGAAUAAGGAUAGAAGGCGAUCAAGCAUUCACGAUAUCACCAGUAUUAGUGGUGAGGACAUUUCGGUGCCCCAAGGACCAAUUACUGGUCAAACAAAUGGUUCUGCUGCGGGAGGUUCGUCUAGCAAAUCAAACAAGCAGUCUCCUCAAGGGCCAACUGCUCUCGGCAUGUAUGGUGGAACGAGUAUAGGGCAACCAAUAGGAGGACCAGCAGUUGGCACACCAGUGAAUCUUCCUCCACCAGCACACUUGGCAUAUGGUGUUGGAGCUCCAUAUCCAGGAGCAAUGGUUUCCGGUGCCCCGGUGAACAUGGGUUCCAUGGCAUAUCCAAUGUCACACACAUCUGCCCAUAGGUAAUGCGCCGUGUAUUUGCAGGCCAAAAGACUAUACAGCUCAUGUUCAUUGGGUAUUAUUGGGUGUUAUCCUCAACUUGAACCAGAAUAAUGUUGCUUAUGUGUAGACUGAAGCUGCCUAUGAGACGCACAUCCAAAUUCUCUCAUCAAAUUUGAAUAAGCCAUAGGAGAAACUGCAUGCAUCUGUAUAGGCAGCCACGGGUGAUGUGGCACUGUUUAGGGGUAGGACAGAUUCUAAUUUCUUUUGGUUCUAUAUACAUUUCAUUUGUUGAAGUAAUCUUUUGGCAAUAGUUGUAAAGAGCUCUUGAUCUUUCUUCUUCUUC
Molecule: messenger RNA, 1821 nt
Organism: Cornus florida
Lineage: Eukaryota; Viridiplantae; Streptophyta; Magnoliopsida; Cornales; Cornaceae
Product: transcription factor SRM1-like
Exons: 2
Coding region: 630-1502 (290 amino acids)
Molecular function (GO): DNA binding
Source: RefSeq, a predicted model, not a curated record